GCGACAGUUGCACACACACAAUCGUCUAUGAACGCAGCAUCCGUAACAAGCAUGGGCUUCAAGCACGCUUUGCUGCAGCGCAGCUAUGAGCUGGGAGCCGCAUCUCCCAGUCCGCAAUUGGCGCCGCCAGCCGCUCAAGUCACAGACUUUAGCAUUAGUCGCAUACUCGGCAAGGAUAACAAACAGCCCACGCCCAGCAGCAACAACAUUUUGGAUCUCUCCAAGAGCAGUCAACAGCAAGCAACGCCCAGCAAUGCGGCACUCAGCUCUGCGGCUUAUAUUGCCGGCGGCUAUGGCAUGUUGCCGCCGGAUUUCUUGGCCAUGGCCAGCGCCACCAAAUUCUAUGCACAGUUCUUUCCGCAUUUGCUGCCCGCCUAUGCGGCUGCAGCUGCCGCCGGGCUGAGCACACCACCCACCUCGCCGUAUCAGCCACCGCCGCCGCCGCCACCGACAGCUCAACAGAAGCGUUACUUUGCGCCCUAUGUUUUCAAUGGACAGAGUCCCACACGCCCAAAGCCAAAUGCUGCCGCUGCCUGCACGCGUCCAGAUUGCCUUGAGUGCUUGGACUACUAUAAACAGUUUGGCGCUGCCUACAAGCCCACGCCCUUAAUAUCGCCGGCAGCCUCAUCGGUGAGCAGCUCCAGCAGUUCAAGAGCUUGUCGUGAUCUACUACUCAGCAGCAGCAGCAACACAAGCUCCGCCACCACCAACAUCUCGCUAACCACAGUUACCAAUCUAAGUCUGAGCUCGGCAAGCACAACAACGGCAGUGGCUGCAGCUGCUCGAAUCCCAACAUUCGGCGCCGUCGCUGCAAGCCGCAACCCCAGCAGCAUUUGCAACCUAACUAACAUUGAGGAAAUUAGCUACAAAUGCCGCAUUUGCGACAAAGUCUUUGGCUGCUCCGAUACAUUGCAGGCGCAUGAGAAGACACACAAAUCGCCGCGUUAUGAGUGCGCCGACUGCGGCAAAGGCUUCUCUCAGCUGCGCAACUACAAAUAUCACUUGUCCGUGCAUCGCGGCACCAAGGAAUUCGCGGCCGAGUGCCCGGAGUGCGGCAAGACCUUUAACGACAAGGGCUAUCUGAGCAGUCACAUGAAGAUACACCGCAAUCGCAAGGAAUACGAAUGUCCUUACUGUCCCAAGUCGUUCAACCAGCGCGUUGCCUUCAAUAUGCAUGUGCGCAUUCAUACGGGCGUCAAGCCGCACAAGUGUGUCGAGUGUGGCAAGCGGUUUUCCCGCAAGAUGCUGCUCAAGCAGCACAUGCGCACACACAGCGGCGAGAAGCCGUAUCAGUGCUCUGUGUGCGGCAAGUCCUUUGCCGAUCGCAGCAAUAUGACUCUGCAUCAUCGUCUGCACUCCGGCAUCAAGCCAUUUAGCUGCCCCCUCUGCCCCAAGGCAUUCACCAAGAAGCAUCAUCUGAAGACGCAUCUGAAUUAUCACACAGGCUGCAAGCCGUACGUCUGUCCGCAUCCCAAUUGCAAUCAGGCCUUUACGCAGUCCAGCAAUAUGCGCACGCAUGCCAAGAAGUGUCAAUAUCGUCCUUUGGAUGGAGCUCCAGCAUUUACAGUGCCUGUCAAACAGCAGCAGCAGCAGCCACAUCAGCAGCAGCCACAUCAACAGCCGGUAGCAGCAUUAACAAUGCCCCCAACUUUUACCAUGCCACCACCAACAUUUGCAGCAACGUCUUCAUAUCCGCCGGCGCAACAAUCACUACUCAGCAAUUUAAGAACAUUCUGAAG
Messenger RNA from Drosophila busckii, 1739 nucleotides. Its product is annotated as zinc finger protein 681. Bases 28 to 1737 code for a protein of 569 amino acids. The record is from RefSeq and is a predicted model, not a curated record. Lineage: Eukaryota; Metazoa; Arthropoda; Insecta; Diptera; Drosophilidae. The transcript has 2 exons.